Messenger RNA from Oldenlandia corymbosa var. corymbosa, 2217 nucleotides. The record is from the annotation of a GenBank genome assembly. Lineage: Eukaryota; Viridiplantae; Streptophyta; Magnoliopsida; Gentianales; Rubiaceae.
AUGAGUUCUCCUCCAUCAGCUUCAGUCACUCUCAUCUCCGAUUGUUUCAUCAAACCAAAAUCCAUCCCAGAAGAAUCGAAGCAACCACUCCACUUGUCUACAUGGGAUUUACGUAUGCCUUGUGCGCAAUACAUCCAAAAAGGUCUCCUCUUUGCCAAGCCGCCUUCUUCCAACAGUGAUGCCCAAAUGCAAGACCUCUUGCUGAAACUGAAAGAGUCUCUUUCCCUUACCUUGGUUCAUUUCUAUCCAUUAGCAGGUCGGCUUGCAACACUGAAACAAGAAAAUCCCCCAAUCUACACCAUCUUUGUAGAUUGUAACAACAGCCCAGGAGCCAGAUUUAUUCAUGCGUCCGUUGACUUGACAAUUGCUGAUAUUCUUUCACCCACUGAUGUUCCAGUGAUUGUUCAAUCCUUCUUUGAUCACCACAAGGCAAUUAAUCACGAUGGUCAUACUCUGUCUCUGUUGAGCAUCCAAGUCACAGAAUUGAAAGAUGGGAUCUUUAUUGGUUGCUCUGCAAAUCAUAUGCUUGUUGAUGGCACAUCUUAUUGGCAUUUCUUCAACACAUGGUCGGAGAUAUUCAAUGCCAAGGCGGAAAAUAUAGCCAUCUCCAGGCCACCAAUUCAUAAGCGUUGGAUUCCUGAAGGUUAUGGACCAGUUAUCAGCCUUCCAUUUACUCACCAUGAUCAAUUCAUCCAGAGACAUGAAGCACCACAAUUGAGGGAAAGAUUUUUCCAUUUCUCAGCGGAGUCUUUGGCCAAAUUGAAAGCAAAAGCAAAUGCUGAAUGCAACACUACUAAGAUUUCUACUUUGCAAGCAUUGUCUGCCCAUGUUUGGAGAUGCAUCAUCAGGACUAGGAAUUAUCCACCUGAUCAGGAAACGAGCUGUAGAAUGGCAACCAAUAACAGGCACAGGUUGAAUCCGCCUUUGCCGGAAGACUACGUUGGGAACUAUAUUCAGCCAGUUCAAGCCAUUGCUACUGCUGGUGAAUUGCUUGAAAAUGGGAUUGGAUGGUCAGCCUGGAAAUUGCAUCAGGCUGUCCAAAACCAUACUGAUGAAGUGAUUCGAAAAGCGGUUGAUGGUUGGUUAAAAUCGCCUGUCAUAUACCAAAUGAGCCUCUUUGAUCCUUACAGCAUUAUGAUGGGAAGUUCUCCAAGGUUUAACAAGUAUGGAAACGAAUUCGGCCUAGGGAAAGCACUAGCACUUCGAAGUGGCUAUUCGAAUAAGUUUGAUGGGAAAGUUUCAUUGUAUCCUGGAGCUGAAGGAGGAGGAAGUAUGGACUUGGAGACUUGCCUUCUACCUCAUUCCAUGAGUCUUCUUGAAUCAGACCCCGAGUUUAUGGGAACUAAAGGCCUCCUCUUUGCCAAGCCUCCAUCCUUCAACACUGAUACCCAAAUGAAAGACCUCUUGCUGAAACUGCAGGACUCUCUUUCCCUCACUCUUGUUCAUUUCUAUCCAUUAGCGGGUCGUCUCGUGACUCUGCAUCAAGAAAAUCCCCAUAUUUACACAAUCUAUGUGGACUGUAACAAUAGCCCUGGAGCUAGAUUUAUUCAUGCAUCCGUAGACUUGACCGUUGAUGAUGUUCUCUCACCAACUGAUGUGCCAGUGAUUUUUCAGUCAUGUUUUGAUCACCACAACGCCAUCAAUCAUGAUGGCCAUAACCUUUCUUUGCUGAGCAUUCAGGUUACAGAGUUGAAAGAUGGGAUUUUUAUUGGUCGCUCUGCAAACCGCAUGCUUGUUGAUGGAACAUCUUAUUGGCAUUUCUUCAACACAUGGUCCGAAAUCUUCAGUGCCAAGGGAGAAAAUGUAGUCAUCUCCAGGCCGCCUAUCAAUACGCGGCAUGGACCCAUUGUCAACCUUCCAUUCACUCACCAUGAUCAAUUCAUCCAAAGGCACGAGGCUCCUCCAUUGAGGGAAAGGAUUUUUCACUUCUCAGCAGAGACAUUGGCUAAACUGAAAGCAAAAGCAAACGUCGAAUGCAAUACUACGAAGAUUUCUUCCUUGCAGGUAUUGACUGCUCAUGUUUGGAGGUGCAUCACAAGGGCCAGGAAUUUCCCACCUGAUAAAGAAACAAGUUGUAGAAUGACAAUCAACAACAGGAGGCGGUUCAAUUCGCCCCUGCCGGAGGACUAUGUUGGCAAUUAUGUUCAGCAUGUGCAGGCUGCAACUACUGCUGGUGAAUUGCUGGAAAAUGGAAUUGGAUGGUCAGCCUGGAAUUGA